GUGAAGCCAAUCUCAGACAGAGCCUCAUUCCUCUGUGCCUGUGCCAUGUGUCUGACAAGACGGCUGGUUAAAGAAACCUCCAAAUUCCUCCUGUAACAGAGUGUUCUGGCCUAAUGAUCUUCCCUGUGCACUGUCUGCCUUUCUCUACCACCCAGAGCCAUGUCAGCAGGUAACCAUAGUUGAAAUGGAAGAGCAUCUCCGACACUAUCAAUUCAGAAAACACUGACCACAAACAGGCACUCGCUGCCUCAAUGGAUCCUAUAACAUUUAUUGCUCCAAAAUCUCCUGCAGCCAACCAGGCUGUGCUGGAGUUUAGUCUCCAGAUGAUUGGCUCUUUAACAGUGAACUCCUUGACUACUACGCCAAUUUUACCAUGGGUAGUGGCAGAAAUCAAGAAAAGAAAUUCGAAGACUACCAGGAAUCUGCAAAGUGUGCUCCAGAUUCGCCUCUAUGUCUCCUCCAAAAGCAUCCUGUGUGAGCCACAUCUGGGCAACUGUCAGCAGUGGGAUCCUUUAAUUUGCUCCAGUAUCUUUGACUGUAAGCCCCAGCUGGUCCAGAAACUGAUUCAUAACAGCCAAGACCCCAGUUAUUUUGCAUGUCUCCUAAGGAAAGAGAAUCUUGCAAGCCAAGAAAGCACAUGCUACCUUUUCCAUUCUGACGAUCCCUUCAAAGUGCCGGAAAUAAUUGGCUCUAUCCGACAAGCAGGAAAGUUGGCACGGCAGGAAGCAGUUCAUUCCCACCUGUGUGAUUUGGACGAUUCAUUCUCCAAAAAGUUUGAAGUUUUAUUCUGUGGCCGCGUGAUUGUGGCGAAUAAGAAAGCGCCCCCUGCUUUGAUCGACGAAUGUAUUGACAAGUUCAACCAUGUUAGCUGCACUAAAAAGAAGGAAGGGGGCACUCAAACUCCACAGGGGGAUUCACCAACUUUACAGCCAGAAUCCGCUAUUGGGAUAUCUUUUGGCAAUAAAUUGCGCUCAGUCUUCCAGUCUGCGUUUAACGAUGAUGACAAAAAUAAACCCAUCCAAAAAUCCUACUCCCAGCCAGGCUUGCGGACUAAUAUCUCUUUUACAAACGAAUGGAAAGAUGGACGCAGUAGCCUUCCUACUUCAUUUGAGGACAGCGAUAUAAGUUUGCAUGUACAGAGGUUGUCUGGGGAGGAACAGAACGGUGUACAGCCCACAGACAUGGAGGAAAACCAGACUAUGCUCUUCACGAUUGGCCAAGCAGAGGUUUACUUGAUCAGCCCAGACACAAAGAGGAUCGUGAUUGAAAAGAGCUUUAAGGAGAUAUCAUUUUGUUCUCAGGGAAUCCAGCACGCUGACCAUUUUGGUUUUAUCUGCAGGGAGCCAUUACUGAAUGGAGGGUGCCAUUUUGUGUGUUACGUAUUUCAGUGUACAAAUGGAGCACUGGUGGAUGAGAUCAUGUUGACUCUGAAGCAGGCCUUCAGUGUAGCUGCAGUGCAGCAGAAUUCCAAGUCUCAACCGCAGCUGUGCGACACUUGUCCCAUGCAGUGCAUGCAGAGACUCUGUGAGAGAAUAGAAGGUCUUCCUUCUGCCAAAAUUAAAUAUGAACUGCAAAAGCACCUCACAACACUAACCAAUCAGGAGCAGGUCUCCAUGUUUGAAGAAAUUCAGAAAAUUCGGCCAAGGUCUGACCAGCAAGAAAACGAACUAGUAAUCUCUCGCCUGCGAUGCCUGUAUGAGGAGAAACAGAGAGAUCAUGCCCAUAAUGCUGAAAUGAAGCAGAAUUCGCAAGCAGCCGAAAGCAUGGCCAACGGGCUGCAGACCAGCGCCUCCCGAUUCAAACUUGAGUCUCUGACCAGCAAAGCAAAGCGAUCCUUGACGGAAUCUUUAGAAAACAUUUUGUCAAGGGGCAGCAGGAGUCGCAGCCUGCAGGAGAGCUUUGUCAGUGGGGAUGAUGACGGCACUUCCCUUGAUCCAAGUAUUAAGGAGCUGUCAUUAUGUGAGACAGAACCAGCUACUCCUCUUGCAAUCCCCUUAAAGAGUCACGGCUCCCUUGGAGAUCUAUCGAAGAGCUCAGAUAUCUAUUCCUGUGAGCAUCCAGAGGAAUUAGUUCAGCAGGGAUUCCGUCGGCGAGCUAACACGUUAAGCCAUUUGCCUGUUGUGGAGCAGGAAUUUCCCAAGCCAGUUCCAAUAACUCCAUCUGUUCCACAGCGGAAACUAAUAAGGCACCACUCUGUGAGCACAGAGACUCCACACAAAAAUUCCAGCACUCCUCUGCCUGAGCCGGAUCACAAUCCAGUGCAGUCUGCAGAACCGACUACCCCUCGGCCCGUCUCUGCAACCUCUUCCCCUGUAAGUGGGGAAAAACUGAAGGCCGGUUGUGUUGGGGAAGCGGGGGCGCCACUUACGCAAAAGAGCCUUUUCUACCGUUCUACUGCUCUGAGAAAGAAACUUCAUUCCUCUUCUUCUGUGCCAAAUUUUCUCAAAUUUCUGGCUCCUGUAGCUGAAAAUAGCACCACUGGCUUUAACAGUAGGAAAAGUGAUUUUGAAUGUAAGUCCAUACACAGUAUCGCGGGAUGUGAGAGCCCAGUAAGGAGGCGCAGACAUUCUUGGCGGCAACAGAUCUUCUUGCGUGUGGCCACCCCUCAAAAGGGUUGUGAUUCCCCCAGCAGAUAUGAUGUUGCACCAGGUGGCUGUUCUGGGCCAAAAGAGAAAAAGAAUUACCCUGGCCGUCCGAUCAAUGUGAAUCCCCGACGCCCAGUGAAAGAGGAAUCAGCAAGCUUGCUGCCAGCAUUACCCGACCACUCAGAUUUGGGGGACAUUCCGCCCAGAUCACCCCUAGAACCUGUUCGGGAAGAUUAUCCAGUUCGGUCAGCAGCAGAAAUAAGGCAUCGGACAGUGAAAGAGCUUCGACUGCUCUGGAAAAAGGCUAUUCUUCAACAAAUUCUGCUUCUCAGGAUGGAAAAAGAAAACAAAAAACUGCAAGCCUCAGAAAAUGACUUGCAGAAUAAGAGGCUGAAACUUGAUUAUGAAGAAAUCACUCCAUGCUUGAAGGAUGUGACUUUAGUAUGGGAGAAGAUGCUCGGUACUCCUGGAAGAGCCAAGAUUAAGACUGACAUAGAAAAAAUACAUGCAGCUGUUGGACAAGGAGUUCCUCGGCAGCACCGUGGGGAGAUCUGGAAGUUUUUAUCCGAACAAUACCAGCUGAGACAUCCGCAUAUAAGCAAGAACCAGCUAAAAGACACCCCAUACAAAGAGCUUCUAAAGCAACUGACCACCCAACAACAUGCAAUACUCAUUGAUCUCGGGCGCACCUUUCCAACACACCCAUACUUCUCGGCCCAGCUGGGAGCCGGACAGCUGUCGCUCUACAACAUUCUAAAGGCCUAUUCCUUGCUGGAUCCUGAAGUCGGCUACUGCCAAGGCCUCAGUUUUGUUGCUGGAGUGCUUUUGCUUCACAUGACUGAGGAAGAUGCCUUUAAGAUGCUAAAGUUUCUCAUGUAUGACAUGGGUCUGAGGAAGCAGUAUCGGCCAGACAUGAUAACACUUCAGAUCCAGAUGUACCAGCUUUCCCGACUCCUGCACGACUACCACCGGGAUCUGUACAAUCACUUGGAAACGUACGAGAUCGGGCCCAGCCUAUACGCUGCUCCUUGGUUUCUUACCAUGUUCGCCUCUCAGUUCCCGCUUGGAUUUGUGGCGAGAGUUUUUGAUAUGAUUUUCCUCCAGGGAUCAGAAGUCAUAUUUAUGGUUGCGCUUAGCUUGCUUGGAAGCCACAAGCCCUUGAUUUUGCAACAUGAAAAUCUGGAGUCUAUUGUAGAAUUCAUAAAAAACACCCUUCCAAACUUGGGUCUGGUGCAGAUGGAAAAGACCAUUAACCAGGUGUUUGAAAUGGACAUUUCCAAGCAGCUUCAGGCUUAUGAAGUGGAAUAUCAUGUACUGCAGGAUGAACUGAUUGAUUCAUCUCCGCUCAGUGACAACCAAAGGAUAAAUAAACUAGAAAAGGCAAAUAGUACAUUGCGCAAACAGAACUUUGACCUUUUGGAAGAGCUGCAGGUAUCCCAUGGAAGAAUUCAGAUGCUAGAAUCCACCAUAGAAAACUUCCAGAGUAAUGAAGUCAAGUUAAAACAGUCUACUCUUGAGCUGGAAAGGUCUGCCUUGCUAAAUACCAUUGAAGAACUACGUGGUCAGAUUAAAGAUAUGCAGGAGAACAAGCUCUGUACUGACCAAAACGAGCCCGGACAUUGAUUUUCUUGGAAGCAGACAACCUUAGCAACAAGUAAAACUCUCUGCACUCUGCCUGUACAGAAGGAGCCUCAGCAAGGAAAGCCAGGCUCACUUGUCCUUUAGUACCCCCUCUUCAUACAAUGCACAAAGAUUCUUUAACUUAUACAUGGAAAAUGGAUAAGGGAUGAUGGUUUUCAGAAGAAUUAUGCUUAUUUUAGAAGAAAAUGAAUCCUUGCCUUUUAAGCAAGGCUCUUUUUAUUUCUUUUAUAUAUUUUUUUAAGACUUUACAAUUCCAUUCCUAUAAUUCUCAUUCAAAUAAGGAAAGCGUCUCCUACAAACUAUACUGAUUUUAGCCAAAGGACUUCUUCAAAAAGGAUUGCAGUGCGAGUCUGUAGCUCCUCUAUAUGUCCUCUUAUAUGUUAGGCAUUCAGUUUGCAGGUCAUGCUUGUCAAGCAAAAUUCUAUGGUGUGUACAAUUCACAUUUUUAAUUGCGCUCUAUUUAUAUCUUGUGUACUAACAGUUUUUAUGAGUACUACAUAUUUUAAGGUAUCGCUGCUGUGUUUUUUUUUAUCAUAUUCUAGGUUUUUUGUUUGUUUCACUUACAGUAAUCAGACAUGACUACUGGAAUUUCAGUGAUUUGUCGGCAUCUGUUACCUAGAGGCACUAACCCACACGGGUCAUUUGCAACAAUACAGCCCAUUUGUAGCGCUUAAGCUCCUGUUCUGGAGCACCACAAGCAGCAGCCAGUAAAAAUCCCCUAAAUCUCAGUAAGCCACAUCCCUACCCAUGAUGUAGAGUUUAGCCCACAAGCAAUAAAAUGAGGACUGUAGCACUGCUGCAGACUUUGUCCUUGAUUUGUUAAGGAAUUUAUUCAAAAUGAUUGUUGGUCCUAAACCUACUAUGGACAAAGACCUUUGUAUGUUAUUUGCAGUAGUUGUUAUUGGCACCAAUAGAGCAAUAGAAAUGUAUUCACGUAAAAUAAUCAUCAUAAUGCCUUACAUUCUGUGCAAUAGCAUACCUUGUGGAAAUGUGGAUUAGGGUUGUUCUUUUAAAUAAGAUCAAUGUGGUUUCUAUAAGGGAGUGAUGGCCAACGGGAGUCCAUUUUUAGUUACAAGUCAUAGUCAUUGACAGAUGUUUCUGCUCAUUUCAAUGAUAUUUUUAUAUAUGGGCUUAUGGCAAAAUCCACAUUUGUUGGCAAAAAACAUGGAGGUUGGUGCCAUGGAAACUAGCUUGAGCCAAAAGGAAGGCAAAGGCAGACUUUAUAUCCACUUGUACUGGGUCUCUCUUAGGUUUAUGGUGAUAUCGAGUCUCUUGGCCAGAAAAUGUCCUCGAAAAAUUAAAAUAAACAUUGUUCUGAUAGAUUUAAAUAUUCACAAAAUCUGCACGUCUAUGGCCAGCUUAGGUUUCCAAAAACAGCUUUUGGUUUUUCUGAUGGUAAAUGUGAGCACGGUCAGUGAGUAAAAUAAGUGAGAGCAUUAGAGAACACAUAAAAACUUGACUGUAGGUAGCCUUAAUGCUCAGCUUGGGUUACAUUGGAUUGUGAGUUGUUAUUUUGAUUAACCUUCAGCACGUAGGGAAUCAUGAAACAACCGUCCCCUGUACUGGCAAAUCAGUUCAGCGUGAGCCAAAGAAGACUGAAUUAAAAUGAUCCUCCAUCAAGCUAAAGGUGAAACAUUGCAUUUUCUCUCUGACUGGAUGGUUUGGUACAUGGAAUGUAUGUUUUAUUGAAGUUUCCCA
Messenger RNA from Xenopus laevis (African clawed frog), 5924 nucleotides. It is a transcript of the gene tbc1d1.S, whose product is annotated as TBC1 domain family member 1 S homeolog. Bases 252 to 4208 code for a protein of 1318 amino acids. NCBI's taxonomy places the organism in Eukaryota, Metazoa, Chordata, Amphibia, Anura, Pipidae. The record is from RefSeq and is a predicted model, not a curated record. The transcript is spliced from 23 exons. Gene Ontology annotation, cellular component: nucleus.